Solanum stenotomum is the source of this 1507-nucleotide messenger RNA. Its product is annotated as putative threonine aspartase. The record is from RefSeq and is a predicted model, not a curated record. Bases 66 to 1136 code for a protein of 356 amino acids. NCBI's taxonomy places the organism in Eukaryota, Viridiplantae, Streptophyta, Magnoliopsida, Solanales, Solanaceae. The transcript is spliced from 9 exons. Gene Ontology annotation, biological process: protein maturation. Gene Ontology annotation, molecular function: threonine-type endopeptidase activity.
AAGGCCUUUUACUUCCAAUUUCCUUCCUGACGAUUUGACUACACCGGCGAGCAGAUAAAAGAGUAAUGGCCACUGAGGUUACUGAUCGGAAUCUCUCAACUCCGACAUUCUUCGUCGCCGUACACGUCGGUGCUGGAUAUCACUCACCAUCGAAUGAGAAAGCUCUCCGUUCACCAAUGAAACGAGCGUGUCUCGCUGCCGCUUCCGUUCUCCGAAAGGGUGCUGGUGGAUGCAUAGACGCUGUUACAGCAGCAAUUCAAGUAUUGGAGGAUGAUCCAAAUACAAAUGCUGGACGGGGUUCAAAUUUGACAGAGGAUAGUCAUGUGGAGUGUGAUGCUAUUAUUAUGGAUGGUGAUUCUGGAGCAUUUGGUGCUGUAGGUGCAGUGCCAGUUAACCAUUACCAGGUGUCAGAAAUGCCAUUGAGAUUGCUGUUUUGUUGGCCAAGGAACAGAUCUCUGGUUCUUCACUGCUUGGACGAAUAUCUCCAAUUAGAGAGCCAACCAUCUGAUCAAUUGAGGGGAGAUGGAGUGGGUGACCAAAUCUCCUUGCUUGAUGCAUUAUAUGAAGACUUAAUUUCAGACACUGUUGGGGUUAUCUGUCUCGAUUCGAAAGGACAUAUGCCUUGUGGAAGUUCUAGCGGUGGGAUAGCACUGAAGGUAAGUGGGCGUGUAGGUCUAGCAGCAAUGUAUGGUUCCGGUUGUUGGGCAUCGUCAAGGGGACCUUUUGGAGCUCCAUUUAUAGUGGGAUGCUGUGUCAGUGGUGCUGGAGAGUACCUAAUGAAAGGAUUUGCUGCUCGGGAAUGCUGUAUCUCAUCAUCACUGUCUCAAGCUGGUCCAUCUUCUGCCUGUAAAAAGGUUUUGCAAACUAUUCAAGAAAACAGCCAAUGCAGUGUUGACCGAAGUGCUGGAUUCCUUCUAGUUCAAGCAGAUCCUCCAAGACUGGUUGGGGGCAGUUUGGCUAGGCUGGAAGCUGUUGAGAUUGCAGCUGUAUAUUCUUCCUCGUCUUUUGGAAUAGGUUAUUUUGGCAGCUCUAUGGAUAUGCCCAAGGUUUCAGUGCUUAGGAGUAAAAAACAGCAAAAUAAAGCUGGAAUUGAUGAGUUUGCUGCACGAAUUAAUCUCAUCUCCAAGGAACGGUAGUGUUGCAGCAAGAGAACAGGAGUGUCAAUUGGGCCAAAAAGACUUCCCCAUUCCCACUUCAAUGGCAUCAUCAGUUAAUCUAAUUACCCAAGAUACGUCCGAGACCGAUAGACUUGCAGUUGAAGGAACGUUAUAAACGUAGUUGAGCCAAACGGUAUCAGAGAUUCCAAUGAUAAACUAAAAUUGAUUUUGAUAGCUAAGAGAGGAAUAACUCAAGUUUUUCCUUCAUAUGGAAAAGGGUCUCUUUUUGGGAUGAAGAAUUAAUGAGGUUUGCCUCAUUGACACAAAAAGCUUAAACAUUACUUGAUUUGACUUUUGUAAUCUGGUUGUGUGUUGCAAAGAAGAGAGUAAAUUUGCCAAAUAAUGGACAA